Camellia sinensis is the source of this 1683-nucleotide messenger RNA. The record is from RefSeq and is a predicted model, not a curated record. NCBI's taxonomy places the organism in Eukaryota, Viridiplantae, Streptophyta, Magnoliopsida, Ericales, Theaceae.
CUAUGUUGGUCCGCCCUCUCCCUCUCUCUGUGUUCUUUCUCUCAAUCGGUGCCCACUCUCUCUAGCUCAUCGAAGUCCCUCACCACCGUUGCUCACGUCCGUCGCACAUCGCCAUCGCCGCAAAUCGCCAUCGCCCUCUGUCUUUCUCUCGCACGGAGCGAGCGAUUGCUGGGUAUUCGCUGCUGUGGUUGUUGAUGUGGGCCACCAUGAUGGGUUUGCCGAUCCAGCUGUUGUCGACGAGGAUCGGUCUCGCCAGGGGGAGGCACUUGGCGGAACUAUGUAGGGAAGAGUAUCCGUAUUGGGCUGGGUUGUUGUUGUGGUUCAUGUCAGAGCUUGCUUUGAUUGGGGCUAAUAUUCAGGAGGUGAUUGGAAGUGCAAUUGCUAUCAAGAUUCUCAGCAAUGGGUUUUUUCCUAUCUGGGCUGGUAUUGUUAUAACCGCUUCUGACUGUUUCAUCUUUUUAUUUUUGGAGAACUAUGGAGUGAGGAAAUUAGAAGCUGUUUUUGCAGUUCUCAUCUCAACUAUGGCAUUAUCGUUUGCCUGGAUGUUUGCUGAUGCAAAACCUAAUGGAAAAGAACUUAUCGUAGGUCUCUUGGUUCCAAAACUCAGCUCAAAAACAGUUAGGCAAGCUAUUGGAGUGGUGGGAUGCGUUAUUAUGCCUCACAACGGAAAGAAUGGUCGGGCAUUCUUGUUCUCCCAUGCAAUGAACAUUGUUGCUGGGCCCAAAGAGUUGAUGUAUAUUGAUCUUGCUCUCUUGCAAUGUUGGUUCUAUAGAUCAGUCCUUGAGGAGGUUUGGUCUCACAAAAUUAGCAUUGUUACAUUGUAAAUACUAAUUAGUAGUCACCAAAGAGGGGAGAGCCAAACCUGGACGAUUUUUGCACAGAACAAAUUGGAUACAAAUAGAUGGUUUUCUCAUUGAAAUUGAUGGCCCAGUGGUUCAACUGCCAAAUAUAUCUUGGGUUUAUUACUUUUAUGUUUUCAUACUUGUCAGAAUAUUUUUUUUUACUCCCAUGUAUUCCUCUAUUUGCUUCACAGAAUCUUCGCAGUGGAUUAAUUGAAUAGAUGCUUCCUAAACUCCUACUUUAUACUAUUCUCAAAUCAUCUUCAGGAUGGAGUCUUCCUUGGAGCGGAUACAAGAGCCACUGAAGGGCCCAUUCUUGCUGAUAAGAAUUGUGAGAAAAUCCAUUUUAUGGCACCCAACAUUUACUGCUGUGGAGCAGGCACUGCUACUGAUAAAGAGGCACUGACACGUAUUUCCAAGUCUACUUUCUAUAUCAGAAUAUAUGUAUUUGUUAAGCUUUUACAGCACUACAUCCAUUUUAAACUAAGUUUCUAAAAUAUUAGUGUUCUAGACAUGGUUAGUUCCCAGUUGCAGCUACACAGGUACCAUACUGGUAAAGAAUCAAGGGUUGCGAUGGCUCUUACCCUUUUGAAGUCCCAUCUUUUUAGGUAAGGUUACAUAAUUCAAGGUUUGUUUUUCUCAACAAUAUGGUACUUUUUGUGUGAAAAGAUUACAAUGCAAGAAGGCCUGAUUCUUUUGAUUACAAUCUAGUUCAAAUGAAAGUAGUAAUAUGAUAAUUAGCAUAUAACCCAACCAUACAAAAUGUAAUAUGAAGGUAGUUGAAUUCUUAAUUUUGUUGUCCAUUUGGAUUAUGGGAAAAUUGAAGCAUUAGUUACUGUCCUCU